GAAUCGCUCUGAAAUUGGGGAAAAAUCAAAAAAGGGAAAAAAUGUUAGGGUUCAUAACCUUCACACGCACCCAUCCAAUUUCGUCAAUUCUGAUCACGAGCUCGAUUCCGAAACAACAAUCCAGAUUUCCAUCCACCCAAAUCCACAAUAUACCAUAUUUAAAAUCGAGGAGAAGAAACCCUAGAGGAUUCAAAGCAUCCUUUUCAGAAGAUAAAGAAAAACUAAGCGAAAAAACAACCGGCGAUGGCGGUGGUGGUGGGAAUGAAGAAGAGGAUCUGAGGAAAAAUGGAGGUGAACGACCGCGAUUCAAUUUGAGGUGGAGCGAGUUGCUAUUUGAUCCGGAUCCGGAUAAUGUGGUGGCAGUCGGGUUAACUGGAGUUCUGGCAUGGGCGAGUGUACAAGUAUUAUGGCAGCUGUUUGUGAUAUCGUUUGCAAUACUGAUUGCUGCUGUCAAGUACUCUUUCAUUGCUGCUCUUCUUAUCUUCAUUCUUAUUACUCUUCUUUGAUUCUGAUUCUCCCUCCCUCUCUUUGUAAAAUCUACACAUUUUUUGAUCAUGCAUAGUUUGAUGAAUUAUGGUAUACGAAGUUUUUGAGC
This is a messenger RNA of Cynara cardunculus var. scolymus (artichoke), 595 nucleotides long. RefSeq lists its product as uncharacterized. The transcript has a single exon. Lineage: Eukaryota; Viridiplantae; Streptophyta; Magnoliopsida; Asterales; Asteraceae. Bases 42 to 506 code for a protein of 154 amino acids. The record is from RefSeq and is a predicted model, not a curated record.